CGUGCACCAGCUUUACGACACAGUCUGUUUACGGACAGGAUACACUCACAGCUGAGGAGCUGUUACAUACGGUUACAUACUGCAGACUGUCCUUGUAGAGAUGUGGGCAACUUGUGAGUAUGAAGACACCGAUGCCACUUGCUGAAGUCUGCAGAACCUGACUGAAACUCUGAAACAAAAGAGCGUGACAUGGCAUCUCAGUUCCUUAAGUUUUCCGUGCUUCUUCGGAAGUACCGGACUCCGCUGAUCAUCACCAGCUGUGGCGGGGUCUUUGCAGCCAACAUGUUCUACCAUGUUUUUCCUGACAUAUCGUAUCGUAAGCUGUAUCAGGCCUGGCACAAAGGAGAGCCAGUUGAGCUGUCUGAGAAGCUGGAGGAUGUUUUCCAACAGGUGAUGAAGGACUAUGGAUCGAGUUCAUCUAAGAGUAUCUCUGCAUUCGCCUCCUUUGGGUUCCAUCCAGUCGGUGCUGGUGUCCCUUGGCUCCCUGCAGGCGCCCAAAUUGGCAUCCCAGCGAACUUUAACAGCACAACAGACGACCCGAGCGGCAUCACCAACCGCACCAUCUUCAUCAACGGGGAAGUAGUGGACUGGAGCAGUGAUACUGGCUCAGCUCUGAAGGAGGCGCUAGUGUUUUCCCUUGAUGCGCAGAAGUUUGCCAUAGCGCGAGAAGUGGCCCGCUUGCAGUCUGGAGGACCUGUUCUGACUGCUGUUGUUGCUCCUUUCUGCCUGAGCGGUGUUUGGGUGUACAGUGUGGUGCUGAAGCAAAUGUUUGGACUCCACACGGGGCCGCCGCUGCUUCGUGGGGCCGUGAACGCUUUGGCCCUGGGUCUGGGUGCCGUGUCCUACCUCCUCACCUCAGAUGCCGUGAAGCAGUGGGUUGACUUGAGCUCAGACCGACAUGCAGCGGGAGUGUCCCCUGAUUAUGCCAAAGGAGGGGUCGAAUUUUACAGUAAGAUUCUGUCCAGAAACGUAACACUGCGCUCGCUGAUGGGGCAGAAGGGAGAGGAUAUGUACGCUCCGAGUGGAAACUUGUUUCCUGCUAACCUACUACAGCUGAAACACACACCGUACACAUCCAGGAGGGACAGGAUCCUCACGCUGCUGAAAGAGGAGAAAGCUUGAGAAGAAAUCAGAGAGGAGAUGUUGUAAAGAUGGAUCUCACUUUGGUUUACCUUAAAAGCUGCAGAGUCCCUUAUUCAAAUCCUACUUUAUGCUAAAUGAAGUGGAAGGGUGCCUGACUUUUUCUUUUCAGCUGGACAAAAUCAUUUUUAACAUAUUUGUCAUCAAAUUUGUCAUACCACCCAUGCUAAAUGUAAUUUUUGAACCAUUGAGUGCACAACCAAAUGAGGACAUAGUCUUUUAAAGGUGGGUUUCAAAUGUUUUAUUUAUUCUUCAAAGAAACUGUCUAGUGGGGUAAGUCUGUACUUGUUGUACAAAUAAAAACUUCUGAAGCCUG
Messenger RNA from Notolabrus celidotus (New Zealand spotty), 1456 nucleotides. RefSeq names its product transmembrane protein 177 (gene tmem177). The transcript has 3 exons. Bases 190 to 1122 code for a protein of 310 amino acids. The record is from RefSeq and is a predicted model, not a curated record. Lineage: Eukaryota; Metazoa; Chordata; Actinopteri; Labriformes; Labridae.